AUGUUAUCGCCCCCUAUCCGACCUCGGUGCCGGCCCGUGCCCAUGGAGUGACACACUUAAUGGGCGCGCUGUGGUCCCUGGAAGAGCGCCUUCGAAGCGGUGUGGUCGAUGGCAAGUUGGCCCGUCUCCCCAGUCGUAACGCAAAGUGUUUGUGUCCCGAUUUUCAGGAAGCAUGUCGUGGAUCGUGAACCAGAAAAUUGAUUGUCCAGAUGGUGAAGCAGAACAAAUGGAUAUUUUUAGUGGUCAAGAUUAAGUGGAUUGGAGAGAAAUGCCUAUAUAGCUAUGCGAGAUUGCUUUGUUGCCAGAUUGCUCUGGUUUCCGUGGAACGAAAGUGUUGACCGCUUCUGGCUUUUUCACGAACGUGUGGAUUUGGUCUAGGCUGAUGUGCUUGCAGCAUUCUUUAGGCGGACAUCAAGCAAGCGAAGAAAGUCCGUGAAAUGGAACUAGCAAUGCGCAUUGCUACCACCCGGGAAAGAUUGUGCUGGAUUGGUAUGUACUACAGCUUUGAUGCUAUGCUGCAAAUUCAAACGCAAACUCCACAUUUCAUUUGGUUGUCAAGGACGAACUGCGCGGGGAAAAUUGAUAGGGAACAGCUCUUGGAAUUUGGGACUGUGCCCAGUGAAUCAGCAUGCAAGUUUUCGUCACCAAGACUUUGGAUUAUGUGCAUGCUCUUCCAGGGGUGUAAUUUGCAACAGCCAGUCCGUGUGAGGUAGGAAUCGUGUCACUUGCACGCAGUAUGUCUAUGCGAUGGCGAGGCAUCCAACUGCAUUGGGACAAUGCCUUUUUGCCCUUGAACAUUGCGUUCUUUUGCAUGCCACCGUUUCUAUUUACUUACCAGCUGGACUUGGCGAUGCACCCCACAAGCGUCUUGGGUAUACAUUUUGGUGGAAAAGCAAAUCGAAUCUCCGAGGAGGCCAUAAGGAUUCGGGAUGGAGCUUCCCAUCAUUGGUUUAGCUGCAAGUAUUUGCCAUGGGUCGAUGAUGGAAGCCUCUUUAUUCACAAGCCUAUUUGCUUGCCUCUGACUCUUGAAGCAGCAUAUCACCGUGAACGUGCCUUGUCCAACAAGGCGCAAUCAGCAAAAGGACUCCAGCCAGAAGCAGACUGGGCCUACUUUUCCCAACGUUGCCAACUUGAGCAGCACUAGCACCGUCUCCACGGUGCUUCACCGGUGCUUCAGACGGUGCCGGCUUCGACGCUGACGCGUCACUGGCUUCGGACGGUCGCGGUCGAAAAAGGAAGGACCGGCGGGUCCUGGUGCGCGGUCCUGUUCAGUCCUUAGAUGUCCAUCGCCCUUCCGAACGGGCCGACAUGUUCAAGGAAAAACACCCUCGCCCGCAGAUUCAGGAGAUGCAUCAAGAG
Molecule: messenger RNA, 1359 nt
Organism: Durusdinium trenchii
Lineage: Eukaryota; Dinophyceae; Suessiales; Symbiodiniaceae
Source: the annotation of a GenBank genome assembly